CACUUUUCUUGGUCGUCGCCAGCAACGAACGUACACUGUUUGUACAUAGAGGAACUAGCAGUUUGGCCAGUCAGAGCCUGACAAAAGCGCUUUUAUAAAGCUGUACGUCAUGUGCUGAGUUUCCACAUCUGGUUUAAUACGGCCCUAGGUAAACGCGUAGCCGUCUUCUGUCGGCAUGAAUCUCGGGGAUGGCCUGCUUUUUGAACUUGAAAAUGGAAAACCCAAGUUGAUUUUGCUCAGUCAUGGUGUUGAUAAAAAUCCAGCAAAGCUGUCCUUCAGGCCUAGAGCAGCAAACAUCCUCAGCUGCCGGCAGGCCUCCUGUGUGUCAGAUGUACAGGGGGAGGAGCAUCCACCCCGACAGCUGGCAAUGAGGCACAGAGGGGCCAGGACUAAGGCAGGAGGAGCAGGUGCAUCUGUCACCUCCAAUACUGAAGGGGAGAGUGCCAGCUUGACUUCAAUGAAAACACAUGAUCAUCACAAAGUUGGCGUCGUUAAAGCUGUGGCCAAGGUGAAGUCAGACAGGCAGAAACACAGUAUUACUCUUGGGCCCCUGAGAGCCGGUGAGAAAACGGGACAAGCGGGAAACACUAGGACUCGAGGAGCUGGAAAGGCAGGAUUUAAAGACCCAGCAGCCAGUAAGGAUGCAGCACUGAAGGACAGCAUGGUGUGUCUGACCACUGAGGAGCUGCAGCACAUCCUCAGCACUGUCCAGACCUCCAGCAACGUGCAGCACCCACCAGAGGAUGACAAGAUUCAAGGAAGCAAUGGAAAUCAAGCAAGCUCAAAGUCUGGCUACUCACAGAAUGGAGGAGGAGGAGGGAAUAUGAAGGAGGAAGACAGAGGAGGAGGGGAGGGAGUAAAGAAAGGAGAUGGAGAAGGAACAGAUUCAAUGGGAACCUCACAACAGAAAGACAACAAGUUGUCUGGAGGUAUGUUCAGCUGGCUGGAAGAGCGACAGUCAGACAGCAAGGCAGCCAUUGAAGCUAAGAAAGCUCAGUGGAAGAAAGAACUCGAUGAACAGGUGGCCUUAAAGCAGCAGCAACAUUCAGCACCCAGCAGACUGCAGGCUGAGGAGGACACACAGAGUGUGUUGUCAGUGCAGAGUUCGAUCGGCCACAAACAGCAGCCGCCAGCCAUCAGAUCCAGCCUCAGACUCGGGGAGGUCACUCCGAUGGAGGAGGAGAUGCUAAGUGUUGAGAGGAGAGAAGAACAGAGGAGGCGCUGGUUGGAGGAGCUGGACCGUCAGAGAGAGGAGAUGACUGAGCGCAGGAGACGAGAGAAAGUGCUGCAGAGUCAGGCGGAGGACCACGAGCUCUGGGCUACACAUUUUGACUCGCUGCAGAGGAGGCCUCCUGUCCAGCCUGCAGCUCCAUCAGCGCUGCCACCGGCUCAGUUCAGCAGCUCUGAACGGGGAGACUGGGAGCCCUUGUCAAGCCUUUCGCUCGUCUGGGAUGCUACGAGCAGCUGUGGAGCAGAUAGUGUCGCAGGAAACAGUGUGGACACAACCCGUGGGUACCCAACCAGGGCCAGCUAUCUGAGGACCAUGACCUCCCUGUUGGAUCCUGCCCAGAUAGAGGAGAGAGAGCGGAGGAGGCUCAAACAGCUUGAACAGCAGCGAGCUAUCGAAGCCCAAGUGGAGGAGCGUCGUCUGCAAAGAGAACGAGAGGAGGCGAAGAGGAGACGGGAGGAGGAGGAAGAAGAGAGGAGGGUGGCGCUGGAAAGGGAAAUGCUGCAGAGACAGUAUGAGAUAGACACACUGAAGGAGAGGGAAAAGGAGCAAUCGAUUGAUCAGGAGGAGCAGCUAAAAAAAAGGAGCAAUGAUGGCAGAUUGCAACAGGCACUGGAGGCCAACGCAGUUACCAGGCAGGCUGAAGAUUUGGAGGACACCAGCACUUCGGCUUUCUCUUACAAAGACGCUGCUGUACAGACAGAAGCUGCUCCUUCUCUCCCGCUCAGAGCUCAGACUCCAGAUGUCUCCGUGCAGCCUCCUCCAUCUCUGCCCACUGCUGCCCCUCCUCCAAACAGCAGGAGCAGAGCAUUGAGAACAGGAAAGGAGAACAUUUGUCUGCCAGCUGGAGGAGACCCAUAUGAGCCGUUUGCCAGGACAGAGAAGAGCAGGAGGGACGAGAGGAGACCUGAGUGGAACACGCAGAGACCAAACCGUCGGUUCGUUCCAGCCUCGGAGCGUUACCCAGCUUCUCUGCAGAGGAACAGACAGGAGAGUCGACUAAAGAGGCAAGCUGAGCUCCUCGCUCUGCAGGAGAGGGCCUGUCUGCCGAGGACUGACCCUCCUCCUCCUCCACCCCAGGAGCUUCGCCUGUGCCCCAACAUCAUGCAAACCAGAACCAGUCCCAUCAGGAAGGUGGAAACCAACUCCAGAGGGCACAUCAUCUCCACAGGCUUAAACACUGAAAGAGGGCGCUCUCCUCCUGUCCCUGCAGUCAAACACAGAGCACAGAGUCAGCAUGCCUCCAAUACUCUUCCUCUGGUCUCGGAGUUCAUUCCUUACGUCAGGACUGAUGAAGUCUUCAACCUGGACCCUCUGGAGGCUGCUGACACUCCUCCACCCCUCACACACUCAGGAGCGCCUCCUCCAUCACAUCGAGACCCCCUCCUCCACCCAGAGCUGCUUCGUAACACCCACACACACCGACAGCAGGAGAUCCUCAGAUGCCUGGCUCAGCUCCGCCAGGGUUUGUUACUGAAGCAGCGGGAGCUAGAGUCAGAUCUGAAUCCUUCCCGAAGUGUCACGACGAGCACCGGAUUCCCUCAACAUCACACCGCACGUGACCUCCGACCUGUGUCAAAUAAAAACCUCAGCACUCUCAUGUGAGUGCAUUUAUUUUGAUACUACAGAGUCCUUCAGACUUGAUGACCUCAGGAGGUCCAGCCCUUGAGGGGACAGAUGAUCAGCGCACUACAAUGUCACAAAUCAGCAGUAGACUCCACUGCACCUAUGACCAGGAGAUAGACAGUUUGUUAUUGUUUCACUGUUAAACUAAUCUAACAAUGGAUUCAAGCAACCCCUGAAUGAGUCACUGAGUGUAAUUCUCCAUAAACUCUUCUUCCCACUGCACAAAAGGGAAGAGUAAAUAUUCCAGAGAUGGUUGUAGCUCUCAUGAGCUGCUCAAUUAUAGAAAACCCCAAAUUAAAUCAUUAUUUUUCUUAAUAUUUAAUUUAUUUAACAUUGGGGACACAGCGAUGUUCAAAAUUCUGUUAAAGCUGAAAUUGCAACAUUGCUUGUCUACCAGCUGGAUUCUUGAAAAGGUUCUGGAUGAAUAGGCAUACAAAGUUUGCCCUUUUUUGGGGGGUCAUUCUAAACCAGGGAAGUUUUCUGGAAUAUCCUUAAAAUAUUCCUUUUACAAAAAGAAGAAGCCAGGAAAUGGAGUACUGAACUACAGGUGUCAUGUUUUAAGCAAAAAAAAAGCACAAUAGUAAUAAAACGGAGUUAAGACAAAUGUUCAUGGUGCAUAAAAGCUGAACUGGUGUGAAUAUGUCAGAAUAAACUGAUCCCUCAGAGCUGCAGAGGGGAGCGGUCCACGAAUCAGACGCCGCGGUGUCUGAGGCUCAGAGCUGAAGACUCUGACGGGAAACUGACCAUCCAGCACUCUGCAGGUGUACUUGACUGCGACAGUGAACCAGUGAUGUGGACGUGGGCACUGAGCAGAUAUGAAAGUCUGAUGAUAAUCGUUUAUCUCUAUGUUCAGCUAAGAAUCAUAGCUGAAGAUGAAAUCCUUUGUAGUAUCGACGCCCCGCCUACAGACCACCAACAAGGGGUGGCCAUAGACUGUAUAUAAAAGAUGGACAUAGCCACUGUGACAUCACCCAUGUGUUAGCUGAUGUUUUUGAAACUAGGCAUUGCAGAUGGAGUGUGGAUGUAACUAAAAUGCUCGUAGGAUAGCGAAAUGUCAAUCACACACGCCUUAAAACUAUCCUUUUUUUUUUUUUUUUUUUUUUUUUUGAGUCUGAUGGCCAUAAACAUGCAGACUUCAGUUCAAUGUUGCAUUUUUUAUUUGUUUUCUAUGUUUUAAGGUUGGUGCUCAACAUUUAGUGUAGUUUACAUUUAGUUCUACUUAAAAUACUUGAAGCUUUUACUCGCCCCAAAGAAGAUUAUUAACAGGUUGCUAACAAGACGACAGAAGCUGUCGGGGAACAUUAAGUCUAAUCAAGCCAAACACAGGAGCUCAGUGGUCACGCCCCUAAAGUCAUGUAACUGUAGUGUAGUCUGUUUUGAGUUUAACAGUAAAAUUAGUGAAUUUUACUCAUCUUUCCCACAGAGCCUGUUAUCUGCAAUAAUCAAAACCCGAGCUGUAGCAAUUGCAGCUUCUGUACUGAUCAAUGGGUUGGUUUCACCUCUUAGACCUGGAUGUCCAUCUUUUACAUACAACUCAUCUCUGUUGAGGUUGGUGGUUGAGUUUCAUUGUGGGUAAUGUGAGAAGCUGAUUUUGGAACAAGACGGCAGAAUGAGGUGACGUAUAUCAUCCUGUGGCUUCAGUUUAUUUUUGUGUUUUUCGUUCGUUCCUCACGAGUCCAACGCUAUUAAAUGAGUUAAAGAUAAAAAUCUGCCCCUUUUCUCUGAGGGAGGCUGUUAGAUUUCACAGCCUGAUGGGAAAAUUAAUCAAAUUUUAGUGGCUAAACCUUAAAAACAUGAGGUUUUCUCGAAGAGACACAAAAGUCUCACAAAUUAAAAAAGAAGCAGAGUAAGCCUUUAAAGUUAAUUCAAACAGACAGCACUGAAACUGAAACGCCUCCUCCAAACGGGAAGUCUUUCUCCUGCUGCUCACUGGCUGAGUUUCUUGGUGAAUCGCUUUACAUGAGGAACAUAUUUUAAUGUUUUUAAAUGCACUUUUUUUAUAAGAACGACACGGUACCUGACAACUGUUGAGUUUUUCCAUUUUUCCUGCAGAGAAGUGAGGAACAAAAAAAUGUUUCUUUAUUUUCUGCUGCCUAAGAAGCUUUGUGUUUCUGUGUAAUUUUCAUUGUGCUGAUGUAUUUUUUAUUUAUUUUAAAUGUAAUAAAUAUUUGGAGACCUGUGGUUUAUACUGACUUUCAUUUCUUUUAUGCAUAGUUAGUUAAAACUUGCUGACACCAGUUUAUUCUGGUCAGAUUCAUUUUUGUUCUGGUUUGAUUCCCUGGUUCUGAGACAGUUUCACAUAAUGAGGUAAGUGUAUGUACAGUAAUCCCUGUGAGCCAGAAGGUCAGGAGUGCUGUAAAGAGUUUCAGGCAGUAAUAGUGAGGGGAUAUCGCUAAUAAUAUGGGUCAUCUCCAACACACAGCCCCACCUACCCUCAGUUUGUGAGGGCCAGCCAAUCAGGAGAAAGCUGGUUUAAAGGGAGAGUAGCUAACGACUUGUUUCACAUAGUGGAUAAACUGAGUUCCUGGAGGAUGAAGGACCUACGCACUCGCCCGACCUAAACCCAGUAAAACACCUCUGGGUAAUAAUCCCAAAAAAUUGAUUCUGUUCAUCUGGACGUAGUGUUUCCAGUUCACCAUUCAGACACUUUUCAUUACAUUACAUUUCAGUUCAUUGGAUGCACCCAUGUUGCACCUUUAACCUCCAUCGCAUUAGUAGUAUGCCGGGAUGUUGUCAGGCAUGCAGACAAGCAUAUGGGGGUCAUACAAACUAAUGAGUACCAUUCUGAGGUGCUGCGAUGAAAUUUCAGCCUGCUACAUCAUUUUUUUUCCACUUUGAUUUUGGCAGUGUCUUUGAUUUCAGCCUCUGUAGGUUGAUCAUUUUCAUUUCCACCAAACGAUGUGGCAUCCUUUUAUCCUUAACAAAUCACCCACUCCAUGUCAGUAAUGUUAUCCAGCGUGAUUUCUUUUACCACUGAAAUCCGACAUACUUUCAAAGUGUUCCUGUCAUUUUUUUUUGAUCAGUGUACUAUUUUCUUCUAGUUGGAUCCAAAUUGACUGACACUGUGCAAGAAAAGUCGUCUGUGAGUCUGGGUUAACGUAUUUAAACAGUGUGUAAACGCAUGUAGCGUUCAGGACUUCGGCAGCUUGACGUCUUCAAGAUGUUUGUGACAUCCCUGUGGCUUCAUCCACCUGUUACACUGUCUUUGUUUGGGAUUACUGACACCUGUGACUGGGAACAGCUACUGCGUGAUUUCCCCAGGCAGAAAGGCCGAGCGCCACAGCAGCACCGUGCAAGAGGAAAGGAAAAAAGAUCACUCAGAAGCUUUGGAAAACCUCAACAUUAAUGCUGACUGUUAUAACUGCAUUCAGAGCACAAAGUUUUACAUGUUUAUUUUAAUACAAACAAAAUCUCUGAUAUAAAAAAAGAAAACAUAAAAAACGCUUUUUAAGUUAAAACCAGUCUGUUCCACAGUCUCUUCCUACAUAAAAUUCAACACAAACAGCUCAGAGUGUAACAACCAAAACACUCUGUACAAACUAAAGUUUUUUACAGGAUAUAAACAUCCUCCACAGGUAUGAGGCAGUCUGUUUGUCAGCCUCCUGUACAGGUUACUCUGCAGUGCCAUUUUCCACAAAGACAAAACAUCUUCAUAACAAAACAAAACAAAAACUUUACUUAUUAAACGUUCCCAAAGUGUGAAACUGUGGUGCGUUCAGGGAAUCUGGGAAAA
Molecule: messenger RNA, 6587 nt
Organism: Oreochromis niloticus (Nile tilapia)
Lineage: Eukaryota; Metazoa; Chordata; Actinopteri; Cichliformes; Cichlidae
Gene: ccdc66
Product: coiled-coil domain containing 66
Exons: 21
Coding region: 176-2833 (885 amino acids)
Biological process (GO): cilium assembly
Cellular component (GO): cilium; microtubule
Molecular function (GO): microtubule binding
Source: RefSeq, a predicted model, not a curated record